AUGGCGAAGACGCGCAAGGCGAACGGCGAGGCGAGCGCGGCGCCGGCGGCGCCCGCGGCAGGUGGUGCGUACAGCGGCUCAUCAUUCAACGUCAAGACGUUCAACGCGAUUUCACCGGUGGGUUUGAACAAGUUCCCGAAAGGGAAGUACGCGGUGAGUGGAGACGAUAAGGAGCUGCCGGGAGACCCGAUGGCGAUGAUGCUGCGGUCGCACAAACUGCAAGUGAGUGAGGUACCGUCGACGGUGCGAGGCAUCGUGCGCUGCGGCGCCGGUACGAAUAACAUUCCGGUGAAGGAGAUGAGCGAGCUUGGUAUUCCGGUAUUUAACACCCCGGGUGCGAACGCGAACGCGGUGAAGGAGCUCGUGGUGUGCUCUUUGCUCCUGGCGAGCCGUGGGAUCAUCGAGGGUAACAAGCACGUGAACGAUGUCAUCAACGUUGAAGAAAACGGCGACUACGCCAAGAUUAGCGUGCGCAUCGAAAAGGACAAGGCUAUGUUCGGUGGUACUGAAAUCGAGGGCAAGACGCUCGGCGUCAUCGGUUUAGGCGCUAUCGGUUCUCGUGUCGUAAACGCCGCGCUUGGGCUCGGCAUGAACGUCAUCGGUUAUGAUCCGGUGCUUUCUCUCGAAGCCGCGUGGCGUCUUCCGGGGGACAAGAUGUCCCGAGCGGACGACUUGGAUGAACUCUUCGCUUUGGCGGAUUACAUCACCAUCCACGUCCCGUACAUCAAGGGUGUCACCCACCACUUGAUCGACGCCAAGUCUUUGGCGAAGUGCAAGCCGGGCGUGAACUUGCUCAACUUUGCUCGCGGUGAAAUCAUUGAUGGUUCCGCUGUGCGUGCGGGCUACGACGCGGGCAAGCUCACGGGCAAGUACGUGUCUGAUUUCUCGGAUCCGGAUUUGAUGGGUCACCCGAGGCACAUCGUGCUUCCGCACUUGGGCGCGUCGACAGAGGAGGCGGAAGAAAACUCCGCCGCCAUGGCGGCUGAUACGAUGAUGGAUUUCCUUGAAACCGGUACGAUCCGCAACUCGGUGAACUUCCCCACCACCAUUUUACCGCCUCACAAGAACUCCUCCGGUGCCCGUCUCUGCAUCGUCAAUAAGAACGAAUCCGGCGCCCUCGGUGAGAUCACCACCUUCCUCGGCACGCAAAACUGCAACAUUCUUCAACAGAUCAACACCUCUCGCGACAGCGUUGCGUACACGGUGAUCGAUUUGGAAACCUGCCCCGAAGAUCCGGGUGCUUUGCAAGACUCCCUCGCCGCGGCGUGCCCGAUGGUGAUCUCUUCUCGCUUCAUCGGCUCCGUCUUCAACGACGAGCUCGGUCAACCGGGGACGUACUUUUGGGUUCGCGAAAACGGCAACUAA
Messenger RNA from Ostreococcus lucimarinus CCE9901, 1365 nucleotides. RefSeq lists its product with no specific name. Gene Ontology annotation, molecular function: NAD binding; phosphoglycerate dehydrogenase activity. The record is from RefSeq and is a predicted model, not a curated record. Bases 1 to 1365 code for a protein of 454 amino acids. Gene Ontology annotation, biological process: L-serine biosynthetic process. The transcript has 2 exons. NCBI's taxonomy places the organism in Eukaryota, Viridiplantae, Chlorophyta, Mamiellophyceae, Mamiellales, Bathycoccaceae.